AUGGCGUCAAAUUCGAGGGUUUCCAUUCUGGAUUACUUCAAUAUUGUCUUCGAAGGAGAAAAUGGCAAAAUUGAAUCCAACUGCAAAGCUUGUGGCACUCGGAUUCAGGCGAAGCGAACGGUUACUUCAAACUUCGUAACACAUUUAAAGCGUAAACAUCAGGCUAUGUAUGAUGAGUUUGUGAAAAAGAAGGAUGUGAAAAGAGAAGCCUAUGCUUCUGGGGCAGUCCAUACCUUUGCAGGGAAUGCAAGUGGAGGCAGUCGAUCUUCUUCCCAAAGUGGGGCAGGAUUGACCAAGUUUGACCGUAGUGACCCUCGCCAGACACUUAUCUCUGAAGCAAUUGCUAAGAUGAUUAUCCGAGACCUUCAGCCAGUGCAGAUUGUUGAGAAUGAGGGCUUUCGGGAACUUCUGCAGUUACUAGAGCCUCGUUAUACCCCAGAACCAUGCCAUUAUAUUCAGCAACAGCUCCUGCCAUCCUAUGCCUACCAAGUGCAGUUAGCCACCAAGCAAGCCCUGACAGGGGCAGAGUCCUGCAGUGUAACCCUGGACCUCUGGAUGAGUAGUUCUGCAGCUGUCAGCUCUGGUGGAGGCUACCUGGGGGUGACGUGCCACUUCAUAACAUCAGAUUGGCAGAUUAAAUCAGCCCUUUUGGCAUGUUUACCCCUUACUGGUCAUCAUACAGCCCAGCGUGUGAUGUCUGAGUUUGAUGAUAUCUCUCAUGCUCAUGGCAUAACAGGAAGAGUGUUCAGAGUUGUUUCCGAUCCAUCUCCUUGUGAAAGCAGACACACUUUUCGACUACCUGGUUUCUGUCUCCAUGAUAAUGGUGAGAUAGAUGAAGAUGAGGAAGAGGACAGUAGUGACGAAGAGGCUGGUACUGGUGAGAGUAAGGAGGUGGUCCAAGCUGAUGAAGGGGAUAACUCUUUAGAUCGGUGUCUUGGACGCUGCAGGAUAGACUGUUUUGCCCGUUCACUCGGCUUAUGUGUUCGGGAAGGUGUCCGCUCCUCCCCUCAGCUCUCCAUCGCUCUCACCAAGGCAGCCUGUUUCUACAAGUAUGUCAUAGCCACAGUGGCUCCUGAAAAACUCGGGCAAGUGUUCGGUUUGGGAGUGACUGCAGCCACUGGUCAAAACUCGUCUUCCGUGGAACAGCAGUGGAAUACCCAGCUGAAGACGAUCAGGCAAAUGCUGGAGUCGGCUGAUUUCCUUGAGGACAUCGUGGACCGACAUGACCUGGCUCUCAGCAGCUUUGAGAAGGCAGUGCUCCAAGAGUUGGUUGAGGUCUUAGAGCCAUUUGAAGAGGCCACUGAUAUGGUUCAGGGGGAUAAACAUGUUUCGAUUAGCCUUGCUCUGCCCUGUGUUCUGGGCCUUCGCAAGCACCUGGGUGAGGUCAUAACUCGGCAGUGCAGUGGGAUUGUGAUGGGACUGUCACAGGCACUUGAUCGAAGGCUUGCGGGAAUCCUUGAGGACCCACUGUAUGUAACAGCCACUACCCUGGACCCCCAGUUCAAGCUCUCGUGGAGCAGUGACAGUGACUGGCACAAGCAGGUGUUGCUGGAGGAGGUGGAAAAACACACCCAGCCAGUUAGUCCACCAGAGCCUUGCCCAGAGGCUCAGCCUUCCCCGUCUAAACGCAGCAAGCUGUUCUCCUUCAUCAAACAGAGACCCACCACACAAGCCAAGAGUGUAGAGCAGGAACUUGCUGCGUACCUCCACGAGGAGCCCACAGACGAGGACCCACUCCAGUACUGGAAGCGUAAGUCCAUCGAUUUCCCCCUGCUUUCACAAGUGGCCAAGAAAGUGUUCACUGUGCCUGCUACCACAACAGCGGUGGAGAGGAUAUUCAGCUUUGUGAGUAAGACUCUAAGGCCAGAGCGAUGCAGGCUCCUACCAAAGAACUUGGAAACUCUUAUUUAUUUAAAGGCUAAUUACAGAAUACUCUGGGCUUAGCCGUA
Messenger RNA from Chanos chanos (milkfish), 1949 nucleotides. RefSeq names its product zinc finger BED domain-containing protein 4. The record is from RefSeq and is a predicted model, not a curated record. Bases 1 to 1944 code for a protein of 647 amino acids. The transcript is spliced from 2 exons. Gene Ontology annotation, cellular component: nucleus. Gene Ontology annotation, biological process: regulation of transcription by RNA polymerase II. Lineage: Eukaryota; Metazoa; Chordata; Actinopteri; Gonorynchiformes; Chanidae. Gene Ontology annotation, molecular function: protein dimerization activity.